AUGGUCCUUUUAAAUGGAAAACGAAAAUAUAUCGCGGUUGUAGCGAUAUUUUACAGUUUUAUUAUUUUAUUAGUUAAGGAAAAGUUUCCUUAUAUAUGCACCAAAAAAAAGUCUCAUACUAUUAGUAAUAGAAUUCUUCAUGAGGAUUUAAACAAUUUUAUAUCCAAAGACAUUUUUAGACGCGAAGAUAUAACUCUUAAUAAUCUCAAUUUUAUUCAGACAAAAUUAAAAAAUGAUAAGGAUGGUGAAAUUAUAGAAAAUAAUGAUACAGAGAAUGUUGAUGAUAAUAUAUUUCAAAGAAUGUAUAAAUUUGUUCAAAACUUUUUUUACGGAAAUAAAAAAAAUAAUACAAACCAAUCCAUGAAAUAUAGAAAAUAUGAACAUUUUAAUAAAAUAAAUGACAUUUAUGAAUUUAUGAGAAACAAUGGAUUACCAAUUAGUACAACCUCAAUAUGUUUAAUAGACACUGGAUUGGAUAUUAAGGAUGAAAUAAUUAACCAUUUUUUAAACAAUGAUAUUAGUACAUAUAAUAGUGAUACAUUUCAUUCCGUCAAUAUAAAUUAUAAAAGUUCUGAUUCAUUUAAUUUUGAAAUAAAUACCGAAAAAAUUGACGACGAUGAUUAUCCUGAAUAUGAGUCUACAUUUUUGGAGGAUAAUGAUGGAGAUGGAUCAUAUGAAGCUAAUUUGAUAAUCCAAGGUGAUCCAUUAAAACGGGUAGAAAAAAAAUAUGAAAAAAAUAUGGAUUUACAAAGAAGUGGUAUACAUGUAGAAACAUGCAAAGCAUUUGAUAAUAGUAAAGAAAAAAAAAAUAUCUCGGAUAUAAUUCCUAUAAUUAAAUGUCUAGAAUAUUGUAAAACAAAAAACGUAAAAAUAAUUCAUAUAGAUUAUAAUAUAAAUGAAAAAAAUGAGGAAUUAAUACAAAUUAUAGAAGAUUUAAAAAAUUCAGGAAUAUUUGUAGUUUUACCAUCGAAAGGGUUAGUUAAUAAAAAGUCUUAUGAAGAUAAUUCUGUAAUAUAUCCAUCUUCAUUUUUUGAAAAUUUGGAAAAUGUUUUUUUUAUUGGAUCACUGAAUUAUUUGGAUGUCCUUUCUGAUGACGUUAAUAUUGUUUCUAAUUCUCAAACUCAAAAAAAUGAAUAUUUAAAAUACCGAAAAAAUUAUGUUUUCCUUUUCGAUAGUAUAAAUGGCAGUUUAAAAAAGGGAAACGAGCAUGAUAUAUCCUAUUAUGAAGUUAGAUAUGAUUCCGCAUUUUUUAUAAAUAUACUAACAACUAUCCUAAAUAUAUAUCCAAAUAUAUCUAUUAAUGAGUUACGAAAUAUGUUAAAUUAUUCAAUAAUGUCAAAAGAAACAGAAGAAUUAAAAACAUACGAUAUUUUUGAAGGCUAUUUUGAGAUAAAUAAAUUUAUUCAUGCUUUAUUAAAUGGGGGAAUUGAUUUGUCUGGUUCCGUUCGAAAAUAUAAAGAUGUAACACCGAAAGAGUUCAUGAAUGAAGAAUCAGUUUCAGAGAAUCAGGAAGAUGAUGGAGUAGAAGCAGAAGAUGAUGCCAGAGAAGCAGAAGAUGAUGCCAUAGAAGCAGAAGAAGAUGCCAUAGAAGCAGAAGAAGAUGCCAUAGAAGCAGAAGAAGAUUCAUCUGCGGAUGUCUAUUAUGACAAAGAUGGGGCCGAUGAGGAUACAACAAAUGAGGGGGGCGAAUUAGGUGAACAUAGUGAGAAAUUAUUAGAGGAAGAAAAUUUUGAAGAGAUGGAAAAAUAUGAGAUUGAAGAUGACACACCCAAAGAUUUAGAUAGUGUUAAGGAAAAUGAUAUUUAUGUUUUUGAAAAUGAGACCCCAUUUAAUAGCAGUUUUAUGCAAAUAAAUAAUGACGAUAAAGUACGAUCAAAAUAUGUAGACAAUUUCGAAGAGGGAAAUUAUAGACCUCAAUAUGAAAUGAAUAGAUAUCCUACAUUUUCAGAAGGCAGUUUGAGAGGUAGACAAAAUAUGCAUAAUGCUCAGAUGGUAAAUGGCGAUAUAAAUUAUUCAGGAAAUGUAAAUAAUAUAGAAGAAUUAUAUGACAACAAUUUUGAAGGUUAUAGAGGAAAUAAUUUAAAUCCAGAGUAUAAUAAAAGUUAUGACAAUAAUAAGAAUAUAAAUAGUGAAUUUGGAGUUUUAAAUAAUUGGAGAAAAAAUAAUGAGGGAUCAUCAUAUUUGAGUGAUAGUGAAGAAGCUCAUAAUCCAUUUGAAUGGAUGGACAUGCAAGCAGGUGAUAUAUAUCGAGAUAAAAAAAAUCGGUUAAAGGAAAAUAAUUAUGAUAAUGAUGAAACAGAAAUAAGAAGAAGGAGAAGAAGAAGAAGAGGAGAAGAGAAUAAACAAGGUCGCUAUAUGAAGAAUCGAAAUAUGCGGAAAACAAAAAAAUUUGGACGUGAUGGAAAAAAUAGAAGAUACAUAAAUAGACAAGAUAAAAGACGGAUAAAUGAGGAAAGUAAAUAUAAUAAUAGUAUAGUAAAAAGGCAAGAAAUGAAAUCAUAUAAUAAUUCACAAAAAGGUUCGAAAAUAAUUCCAAGAAAGUAUUCUAGAUAA
Messenger RNA from Plasmodium vinckei vinckei, 2553 nucleotides. Its product is annotated as conserved Plasmodium protein, unknown function. The transcript has a single exon. Gene Ontology annotation, molecular function: serine-type endopeptidase activity. Gene Ontology annotation, biological process: proteolysis. The record is from RefSeq and is a predicted model, not a curated record. Lineage: Eukaryota; Apicomplexa; Aconoidasida; Haemosporida; Plasmodiidae. Bases 1 to 2553 code for a protein of 850 amino acids.